Messenger RNA from Python bivittatus (Burmese python), 3185 nucleotides. It is a transcript of the gene ENPP6, whose product is annotated as ectonucleotide pyrophosphatase/phosphodiesterase 6. The record is from RefSeq and is a predicted model, not a curated record. NCBI's taxonomy places the organism in Eukaryota, Metazoa, Chordata, Lepidosauria, Squamata, Pythonidae. Gene Ontology annotation, molecular function: glycerophosphodiester phosphodiesterase activity. Gene Ontology annotation, biological process: lipid metabolic process; choline metabolic process. Gene Ontology annotation, cellular component: plasma membrane.
AGCAACUGCACAAGGACUAGGAGCACAGGGAGGAUUCUGGCAAGGCUCCAUCCAGCAACAUGGCAAGGCAUGUUGUGUGCCUCCUGCUAGUCCUUACCGUGGCACGCUCAUCCCUUGCACGGCCAAAGCUCCUACUGUUUUUGCUUGAUGGGUUUCGACAUGAUUAUAUCUCCGAGGAAGCACUAGAAUCUUUGCCUGGCUUCAAAGAGAUUGUCAACAGGGGAGUGAAAGUGGAUUAUCUAACUCCAGACUUUCCCAGUCUUUCUUACCCAAACUAUUACACGCUGAUGACUGGUCGUCACUGCGAGGUCCAUCAAAUGACUGGAAACUACAUGUGGGACCCAGUGACAAAUGUAUCUUUUGACAUUGGCAUGAACCAAGAGAGCCUCCUGCCUCUUUGGUGGGAUGGAUCAGAGCCCUUGUGGGUCACAAUGACAAAAGCCAAGAGGAGAGUCUCUAUGUACUAUUGGCCUGGCUGUGAAGUUGAAAUCCUUGGAGUCAAACCUAACUAUUGUAUACCAUAUGAAAAUGUUCCAACAGAUGCGAAUUUCUCCGAUGCUGUAAAUAAUGCCAUUGAAUCUUUAAGCAAAGGUGCAGCAGAUAUGGCAGCCAUAUACUAUGAACGGAUUGAUGUAGAAGGUCAUCAUUUUGGCCCUUCAUCUCGUCAGAGGAAGAAUGCUGUAAAAGCUGUGGAUAACGUAUUGCUCAGGAUGUCUAAGCUUAUCAAGGACAAGGAUUUGCAGAAUGAUUUGAAUGUUGUUCUUUUUUCUGAUCAUGGGAUGACUGAUAUUUACUGGAUGGAAAAACUGAUUGAACUGAAAAAAUGCAUCAACAUGAGCGAUGUUAUAAAAGUGAUGGACCGAGGGCCAGUUGUAAGCCUGUGGCCAGAGAAAGGCAAGGAGAGUGAGAUAUAUAACAAACUGAAAAAUGUGCCACAUAUGACAGUCUACAUGAAAGAGGAUAUCCCUGCUAGAUUUUAUUAUAAAAAAGGGAAAUUUGUAUCUCCUUUGACACUGGUAGCUGAGGAAGGAUGGUUCAUAGUAGAGAGUAGAGAAUCACUUCCAUUUUGGGAUAAUGGCACUGGAAAACGAGAAGCUUGGCAGAAUGGAUGGCAUGGCUAUGAUAAUGAACUCAUGGAUAUGAGAGGGAUCUUCCUUGCAUAUGGACCAGAUUUCAAGUCUAACUUCAGAGCUGCACCAAUCAGAUCAGUUGAUGUUUAUAAUGUUAUGUGCAGAAUUGCCGGAAUCCCGCCACUGCCAAACAAUGGAUCCUGGUCGAGAAUGGCCUGUAUGUUGAAAGAUAAUGCUGAUUUGGCCCCGUCGUUCCAAUGGAGCAGCUCUGUGCUGGGACUAAUUCUGUUUGUGUUGUUUGUAUAACAGACCUUGUAAUGCCAGUCGCAGUACAAUGUCAGUCAGUGUGCGUAGUUUUUUUUUCUCCCCAUUUCAAUGGCAGCAUUAACAAAAUGCUGUUGGGAGAAAAUGAUAUAAAUUCAUUUCUGAAAUCCUGGUGCCAAGUGCUUGGAAGGGCUAUAACAAACAAACACAAGUAUGGGCUGGUUCCACUAGGCACACGUCCAUUACCAAAGAUAGUUAGCACUGUUUCCUUCUCCUAUCAUCAGCUCCAGAAUUAAUCCCCAGGGGACUGAAACCAGCAAUCAAGAUGCACCAACUCAAAGCAGACAGAUCCACUUGCUCAUCACAUCUUUUUUCUAGCAGCUUUCUGCAACUGCAUUAACUAAAUUUAGACCAGCUUUUCACAGUCAGACACCCCAAAUGAUGUGUUAUUCUACGCUGUCCAUAGUUCCCUGACAGCCUAUUUUGUGGGCUAAUUUCCCAGGGAUGGUGGGAGUUGGAGUCCGUUGUAUGGAGAGCAUGGGGUGGAAAAAUUGACUUAAAUUACAUUUUAAAAGUUCUAGGUGGAACUUAUGCACCCCCAAGACUUUUCUUAGUGUUCAUACAUGGAAGGUGGCAGCCUGUAACCGAGCAGUAGUGCAGGAUCCACUGCAGCCUCUUGGCAACCUCUCUAAGACGACCUCCAGUGAAGGAGAACUCAGCACUUCCUGCGGCUGCCUAUUCCAGUGGCUGACAGCUCAUACAGUCAGGAAAUUCCUUCUGAUGUCUAGCCUGAACCUGCUUCCUUUAGUUAUUCCUUUUCUUUGUGACAACCCUUCAGACAGACAAGAAGUGCUAUAUCUCCCCUCAGUCAUCUCUUCUGUGGGCUCAACAUACUCAGAACCUUUCAAUGUGUUUCAUGGAGUCACCAGCUGCUGAGCUCAGAUUGAGGGAGGAAGAAGAGAAGAGACUGACCAAUGUGGUGUAGUGGUGAAAGUGCUGGCCUUCAGGUUCUAGUCCUCCCUUAGGCAUGGAAGCCAGUUGGGUGAUUCUCUCAGCCCCAGAUUGAGAAAACAUCUACUAUCAACCCACCCUGGACCAGCAUGGUAGAUUAUGGUCCAUAAUCUUCAAUGAAGAGGCCUUCAACUUCCAGGGAAUUGAUUUGGGUUCAUCAUCAUCAUCAUCAUCAUCAUCAUCAUCAUCAUCAUCAUCAUCUCUUCCUAUUAAAAAUGAAAUAUAAUUUACGCUAUUUAAAUUGCUUUUCUAUGUAGCCUAUUGCCAUAGGUAACUAAACAUUUCCUUAUAUUCAGGCCAUUCAAACAAAGUAAAUGUGCUAUCUAGACAUCAAAUUCUUCCCUUAGUUCAAAGGCAAGGUUAAAGUACAUGCUUUAGGGGUAUGAGAUACCAGCAUGAGGAAAAUCCAAAGUAGAACUGAUAUCAACAUAAUUACUGUUAUGGCCACAAAAACCUUUCAUACAUUGCACUAGGACCACUUUGAGAAAAGAUGUUUUGUGGGCAACUGUUCAUGCAAGAGCAUUGGUUUAUUUCACCACCUAUGCACAUAAAAAUCCAGACAGAAGCAUUCCAUAAUAACUAAUAAACAUUGAUGUGUGCUUUUAAAUCUCAAGUGAAUCAUCAAAUCAAUUGGAAGGGAGGAAAAGAAAAGCAAUCUUUUGUUAUCUGGCUAUUGAAUAUAAAAGGCAAUUUAGUUCUUGUUAAGCAUUUGCAGUAGUUGGAAAACAAAGAUUUAUUGUUUAGAGGUCUGCAUGUUAUAUUAAUAGACCAGGCUGUUUGAAUUCUUUGGAGCACUGUUCCCUCCCAUUAAAAAAAAAACAUUCAAAACCAUCAUUAAAA